AUGCUGGGCACUUUGGUAGAGUUAAAUUAUAAUGAUGAUGCCAGAGAAUCAGCUGAUUACAUUAUUAAUACACAAGCAUAUUUAAAAAUCAUCCUCCAUGCUUGUAAAUAUCCGACUAGAACAGUAAAUGGUAUUCUUUUAGCGCAAAAACCUAAUGAAAAUGAUUCAUCUAAUCAAAUAACGAUUUCCGAUGUCGUGCCAUUAUUUCAUAAUUGGCAUACUCUAACUCCAAUGUUAGAAGUGGGUUUGCAACAGAUUGACAUUUACGCAAAUCAAAACAAAUUGAACGUGGUGGGAUAUUAUCACGCUAAUGAGAGGAUAGAUGAUAAUAAAUUACCGCCGUUUGGACAGAAAAUUGCAUCGAAAAUUUUAGAAAAGUUUAAUAACGCAAUUGCCCUUGUCGUUCAAAAUACAAAAUUAUCACCGGAGAAACCCGAAAUCGCAAUUGUGGUAAUUAUUCACCCAGAUGAAUGA
This is a messenger RNA of Funneliformis caledonium, 474 nucleotides long. The record is from the annotation of a GenBank genome assembly. NCBI's taxonomy places the organism in Eukaryota, Fungi, Glomeromycota, Glomeromycetes, Glomerales, Glomeraceae.